Molecule: messenger RNA, 1991 nt
Organism: Ruditapes philippinarum (Manila clam)
Lineage: Eukaryota; Metazoa; Mollusca; Bivalvia; Venerida; Veneridae
Product: histamine H2 receptor-like
Exons: 2
Coding region: 143-1717 (524 amino acids)
Biological process (GO): G protein-coupled receptor signaling pathway
Cellular component (GO): membrane
Molecular function (GO): G protein-coupled receptor activity
Source: RefSeq, a predicted model, not a curated record
UUUCCAAUAAGAUUUUAGAGAGUGAGGGAUAUAUAGAGUGGCUGCCACGGUAACAAAACUGUUAGAAAUGAGCAUUGGGCAAAUAUUUUGUUUCUAAUCUAUUCUAGGGAGUUAUUAAGACAAGGAUAACCACAUGUGAAAAAUGGAAACCAACGACACUGGAGAGUAUUCAAUUGCGGAUGCUGCAACAAUUGACCAGAUCAGUACUACCGCUGACAGAGCUUCUGAAAUCUUCACAAAUCCUAUUGAAGUGACUUCUUUUAUAAUAUGUGUGCUUGGUCUAAUUGCAAACUGUCUAUCGAUAAUAGCGACCAUUCACAUACCACAUGGUCAGUCGACACAUUCUAAACUAAUCAUCAGUCUCGGUGUAUCGGACAGCCUUAUUCUCAUCGCCAUACUCUUACACAAUUUAAUGUACAUAUUUACAUCAUGGGAUGCUUGUACAAAACUGACCAAACGUCUAAUUUUAGACACAGCCCUUCUUGCAACACUUAUAAACUUGUUUGUGAUGGCCAUAGAUCAUAACUUAGCCAUUAUGAAGCCUCUUCAUUACAGACGUUUUAUGUCCAAAUUUCGUGGGAAUUGUCUCAUCAUUUUUAUAUGGGUAUUCAGCUUGAUUAUGGGUCUAACAGAAGUGAUAGUUGGACUGGUGACUAAAGGACAAAUGAAACAACCAUUUUGCAUCGUAGUAUCAAACGACGAGUUCGACAUUGAACUGAUUAUUAUUGGCGUAAUUUUCUUCGUGCUUCUUGCUAUUGUAGUGAUUUACGUCAGAAUUUACACCUUAGUCAAACAAUUAAUGAAUAGAGACCGAAUGAUGCAUCAAGAUGAAAUGCAUAGCUAUAAAGCAAUUGUGACUACAUUGCUUAUUAUCGGAACAUUUACGUUAUUUUGGGCUCCCGACGGGAUCUUUCAAGUGUACAUGUAUAUAAAAUUGAAAACAGACAGGUUUUAUGUCUAUAUGAAUGUUAAAAGAUUCACUACUAUAAAUGACAUCUUGUUUCUGCUCCUACAGUUUAAUUCAUUGGCGGAUCCUUUGAUUUAUGCAAUUCGUCUUCGUGAAGUUCAACGUGGCUACAAAGUUGUGUUUUACAAGUUAUUCCCGAGGUACAGAUCAUCUUUAAACGAGGAGGAGUUUCGCCACAAUCAUCUGUCAUUCACAUCAUUCAGAAGAAAUACAAAUCCAACAAUAGUUAAUGAUACAGUGAGCAGCCCUGAUAGUCUGCAAGACAAAGUGUUUGAAAAAGCAUUUGACAACCAUAAUAAUGAAAAGUUGUUUAGAAAUGAAUUAGAAAUAACUGAUGAAUCAUCCUUCAUUACUAAAGAACUUUUGGAUAAAGAGAUUAUUGGAAACAACAUCAGAAAUUACAUUCAAAUUAAAAUAGAUAAGACUGAUAAUGACACUGCACAACAAAAUAUGGUAAGUCAGGAGGUAGACCAUGAUAAAGAUGACAUUGAUAGGAAUGGUGAAUCAUACAUCGCCUUUGACAGCAAGGAAAACUGUGUUGGUGAAACUGAUAAACACUCUGAAGCAGUAAAUAUUAUGAUGGAUGGGGAAGAAAAUAAAAAUGAAACUAUCACUGACUAUAUUGCUGAUGAACAAUUUGAUUUUAACAACAGAUCUGACACAAUGGUCAGUGAAAAUGAAGAACUGAUAGAAACUAAAGAAACUGACCCUUUACAUCCAAAGUGUGAAGAUAUUGUAUGGCAUUUAUGAGUGAAAUUUAUUCAAGUAUAUUAAUCGAGAAAUUACCUGUUCCCUCUGCAUUUUGGUAGUGCUCAUUUCUAAUGUUCAGAUUACAAUCAUGUUUGUUUGUCUGGUUAAACUGCACACAGACACAGUAUAGGGUAGGGCAGGCUGAAGCAGGAAAGAUGGUUUUGGCUUACCUUGAGUGUUCCAAACUUCAAAGUAACACAAGGGUCUACACCAACAGCUUUCUAUUAAUGUUGUAUGAAAAAUAUGGCUGUGAGUUAUACACAUUGAAAAAUUU